CUCUUUUCUCCUACUACUCGUCAUACUAGUAAAAACAAUCUUAUCAGAGUUAAGGAGCGCGAAUUUUUUGUUGAAGGGAAAAGGGAAGCAAAUCCCAAUGGAUGUUCUUAUUCCUAACAACAAUUUCUCGUCCUCCAUCCCAGUCAAACCUUACACGAUUCCGAAAAUCACAGAUUUGCAACAAAAGAUCUGUUACUCGAAUGAUGGUGGAGAGAUGGACGAGAAUGACCGAAGCUUUCACCAUAUGGAUUCAACACCGCAGAUUCCAAACACAUUAGCUGCAAAGGACUUCAAGUCGCCGACGAUUUUCCCCACUUCAAAAGUUCCUUUGCCAAGAAAAAAGAUCUUGGUCGAGAGAAGCGAUGCCUCCGGACCGUUUUCCUCCAAUUCUCAUGCUCCACAAACCCCACAUGCUGUUGCAGACGCCAUUUCUGCAGAUUCAGGUUCCGAAACUCGCCGUAGCUAUUCAUCUCAAGUCACAAACUUGUCAUCGAGUGUUAAUGAAACAGAUGAAGAUGAGCAGAAAACUUCUAUUCCGGAAUCGUCUUCGCAGCCUUACGAUCCUUUCACGAAUUCUCUCUCCCCAAGACCCAAGUUCCUUCGAUACAACCCAAACAGGCGACUUGAAAUUUUCCUUCGCAGAGAAAACCAACUGGCAAAAGCCAAAGACGAGUUGGGAGGCAAUCGAUGUGCUUCUCUCGAGACUCAGAAACCAAUUGAAGGGGAAGUUUUGAGUGACGACGCUUCUGCUUCUGCAUUCUCUUCUUCCUCAGGAGAGAGUUCUAUGAAACAAGAACACGGAUCUAGUCCAUGCACAACUAACUUGGAGCCAAAGCCACCUGAAGAUGUAGAAAACAACGGAAGGGAGGAUGGAGAUGACGAUUUUGAAGAGGUCGAGGAGGGAGACAGACACUGGCAUUUCAAAGAGGUACUAAAAUCUUUGCUUCUCUUUGGCGUUCUGAUCCUUUCUACCUUGUACAUAUCCUCCAUGAACUCUCCCACUCCUCCCCCUUAUGUUCGAGCUUUACAAGACCUCAGAGAAGGCUACCAGAAGAUUCAGAGCCAUCUCAUCCGAGCUUCUGUAGAGAACUUUAGAUGGGGUAGUAGUUUCAUACAUCAAAAACAAGGAAAUGCUGCUUUAGACAUAACAGAAGCAAAUGACAUAACUAGUUACGAGUGUAAUGAGAAGGAAGAGAUGGUUAAACAGGAUAUGGAAAUAAUGUCGGAGGUUGCUGGUAAGAAGGAUGAAGUGUUGAACCAACAAGGUACAGAAAUUGGACAUAUUUCUGUCAAUGAAUUGGGAGAACAAGUAGGGGAGGAUAUGGAAGUAAUGCGGGACGUUGAUGGUAAACAGGACGAAGUGUUGAGCCAACAAGGUACAGAAACCGGACAGAUUUCUGUUCAUGACUUGGGAGAAGUAGGGGAGGACAUGGAAAUACUGUGGAACGUUGAUGGUAAGAAGGAUGAAGUGUUGAGCCAACAAGGGACAGAAACUAGACAUAUCUCUGUCCAUGAAUUGGAGGAAGCAGGGGAGUAUUCUGAUCGCACAGAUGAAGUGUUGGAUGGGGUUGACCAGUUAAAUUCAGCAUUUGUUAUUUCAAGUACUUCAGAGGAAGAUAGGAGUUUAGACAGCGAGAACCCCAAUGCUGACUUAGCUUCCGAGAUUGAACCACCAAAAUAUGAAGUCGUCGCAGAAGUAGUUGAGAGAGAUACCGAUCAGGGUACGGGAGAAGAAACGGUGGUUUAUCCUGCAAUGGAGGAAGUUGGGAAUGUUCCUAGUGGCACUGGCGAACCCGUUUCACUACAAGGUAGAGAACCUGUUGAAAAUACAGCUUCGGAUAUUUCCAGCGUUCCUGCAAAAGAGGAAAACUCACCGCAUAAGAAAAAAGUUGCUCUUGGAUUUUCUGUGAUUUUGGUAUCUACUCUUUUGGGAUUUCUCCAUCUGAAGCGUAGGAAGACGUCUGCAGAGGAUACUAGACUGAUGGUUCAACCUUCUUCUGAAUUAAUGGUAAUAGAUAACCACAAAUCACCACCUCCCCAGACAGAAGACCACGUUCUGAAGGCGGACUCUGGCGUUUAUCUCUCAUCUUCAGUUCAUUCUGAGGACAGAGUCUUGAGAGAGAUCAAUCGAAGUCAGGCACCAUCAGUCAAAUUUCUGGGAGAGUUUGUGGUGGGAGAGGUUGGUAGCUCUAUCAAGAGCUGUGAUCUGAAGUCCCAGAGGAUAGAAGGCGAAGAGAGCUAUGUUUCUGUGUCUCAAGAGAAGAAAUUUGAGAAGCAGGUUAUUUCUUCUGAGCAGGGAGAGCUCAGUAGUUCUAUCAAGAGCUGUGGUCCGAAACCCCAGAAGACAGAAGGUGAAGAGAGCAACUUCUCUGUGUCUCAAGAGAAGAGGUCGAGGAGGCAGGUCCUUUCAUCUCCUAAGCAGUCACGCCAGUCUCUUUCAGAUUUCUCGGUCACAAAGUCCCCAUCAUAUGGAAGUUUUACUGCUGAGGAGAAACUCGUGAAGAAAGAGGAGGGUAGAAACGGAGAAGAGAUGAUGAAGAAGGUCACAACUCCAGUGAGGCGAUCCAGCCGGAUACGCAAUCGUACAGUCAUGUCUCCAUGAAUAAUGUGAUUGCAAGCUGACCCUAGGGUGUAUUUUUCUGAACUGUGAUUCAGAAACAAACAGCUUCCAGUUGUUUCAUGUUCCUAGUUCCUACCAUUUCCUAGUGUUUUCCUAAUAUUUCUGAACUGACCCUAGGGUGUAUUUUUCUGAACAUGUGGGGUGUAUUUUUCUGAACUGUGAUUCAGAAACAGCUUCCAGUUGUUUCAUGUUCCUAGUUCCUACCAUUUCCUAGUGUUUUCCUAAUAUUUCUGAAUUGUAUACUAUCUUUAACCUGUUUGACCUGGCUAAUUUUUAUUCAAAGAAAUCAAUUGCUGAUAAUUCUUAA
Nelumbo nucifera (sacred lotus) is the source of this 2927-nucleotide messenger RNA. RefSeq lists its product as uncharacterized. Lineage: Eukaryota; Viridiplantae; Streptophyta; Magnoliopsida; Proteales; Nelumbonaceae. The record is from RefSeq and is a predicted model, not a curated record.